This is a messenger RNA of Bacillus rossius redtenbacheri, 1159 nucleotides long. RefSeq names its product cyclin-dependent kinases regulatory subunit-like. Gene Ontology annotation, biological process: regulation of mitotic cell cycle. Bases 134 to 412 code for a protein of 92 amino acids. The record is from RefSeq and is a predicted model, not a curated record. Gene Ontology annotation, molecular function: histone binding; cyclin-dependent protein serine/threonine kinase activator activity; ubiquitin binding. The transcript is spliced from 3 exons. Gene Ontology annotation, cellular component: SCF ubiquitin ligase complex; cyclin-dependent protein kinase holoenzyme complex. NCBI's taxonomy places the organism in Eukaryota, Metazoa, Arthropoda, Insecta, Phasmatodea, Bacillidae.
UUUUUUUAUUUUCAAACAUUUGGCGGGUAGUUUUGACGGUUAUUGUUUUGAAGUUAUUACUCUGUAUGGUGAUUUUGCAUAAGCCUAUUUGUGAAAGGUUUUUGUGAUUUUCUGAUAUUUGUGAGUUAUAAAAAUGCCGGCAGAUCAGAUUCAAUACUCAGAGAAGUAUUAUGAUGAUGUGUAUGAAUACAGGCACGUGAUCCUGCCCCAGGACAUAGCGAAGCUGGUGCCCAGGACACACCUGAUGAACGAGACGGAGUGGAGGAACAUCGGGGUGCAGCAGAGUCCCGGCUGGGUGCACUACAUGAUGCACACGCCAGAGCCACACGUGCUGCUGUUCCGGCGAAUGCGCAAGCCAGCUGAAUCGCAAGGAGGCGUUGAUCCCAUGUCCCAGUGUGUGUCCGUCAAAUGAGCAUCAUGAUGUUUGCGUGUGCUUUGUGUUCCUAUGUUGUUUGUUGACCAGCUGUAGAUAUAUCAAUCGUGUCUUAUGUAUACUUGUGCUCAUCGUUCUUCUAACAGCACACAUUAUUUUUUGUACAUUUUUACUCGCAGGUGCAAGUGAAAUACAGUGUCUUUAGUUACUGCUGAAGCAUGUGGCAAAAUUUUGAGUUUUACAUUUAAUACUCAAACUUGUGGGAUGCUAACUUUUAAAUUAAAAUUGUCAUCAUAACUUUCAACAAUUUAUGGUUUUUUAAUUAUUGAUUUUUUUUUUCAAAUAUUGGAAGUGAUUUAGACUCUGUACUCUGCUCUAAAUUUUACAGACUGUAAAGACAAUAAUUCAAAGAAAUUGUUAGCUUUUUUUUUCUAAUAUAAAAAUUGUAUAUAUUGUGAACAUAGUUAAUGAUAUGUAAUCUUAUUUCUUUAAGUUAAUGACACUGGACCUUGUUUUUAGAAAGUGUAGUUGGUAAGUGUAUCAUUAUGGAUGAUGAUAAGGUUGUAACACUAUUCUAGUGCUAGAUUGAUAGUAAAUAUUAGUGUCAUUUCUUUUGUAUUUUUUUGAACAUUAAAUAAUAGUGCGACUAGAGAGUUUUGUAUGUGGGAUUAACUGACUUGUGAUCUCUGGAUACGGGGCUUGUGUGUUGUAUACAGCCCAUGUUUUGUUUUAUAAGCAUACAAUAAUCUCAAAAAAUUAAAUAAAAAAAGGUAAAUUCUCCAUAAA